Molecule: messenger RNA, 3504 nt
Organism: Naegleria lovaniensis
Lineage: Eukaryota; Heterolobosea; Eutetramitea; Acrasida; Naegleriidae
Exons: 1
Coding region: 1-3504 (1167 amino acids)
Source: RefSeq, a predicted model, not a curated record
AUGUCCAAUCACUCCUCUAACCUGAAUCAUCAUAAAAACAACAACAACAACAACUCUUUAACGCCUAGUUUGAAUCAUCAAGUUGAUUUACCAAUUUUAACGACAUUGGGAGAUUUGGAGAACAAACGGCCGUCCAACUCUCAUCAAGCCUCUUCUUCUUCAUGUUCCAACAUUCCCUCAGCUUUUGAUCGUGUGGAUUCUCUUCUUCUUUCUCGAGAAGAAUCACUCCAUUCCACUCUACCUUCUGAUCAUCCACAUGAUGACAAACAAUCAAAUCAUCCUCAUCAUCAUCAUCAUCAUCAUCAUCAUGCGAAGAACACUUCUUCCAUAACAUCUUCUUCAUGUACGACCACCCUCAUAACAGCAACAACGACUUCACCCACCACCACGCAUCAGUCCUUGGAAUCCCUUUCCAACACAUCUUCCAUGUCCUCUCCACCCUGUCUUGAUCAGCAGCUCAGCAGUACAGAAGAAGAAGAAGCACACACCACAAUGUCCAUCAUGAUGGAAACAAACCAAGCAGCAACCAGGACACCACUCGAAACGACCACCACGAUUGAACGAGAGCCCGAAUUGACUGCGAGUACGGCCACGACGACAAAACCUCACACCAGAGUUCCUUCUCAUUCCACAUCCUCUCUUGUUGCAUUGAUGCCAUCAUCCCAUAAUGAUGAUAAUACUGAUCUCUGCGCAGUUUCCAUGAGAACUUGUCUGGAAAUCAAUCGAAUGCAUGAUGAAACUCCCAAUCAGCGCCAUACAACGUCGCCACUACAUGAUGAUUCAUCCGUAGCUACUCAAACUUUGACGUUAAACACAACACUUUCAUCCACUCUUCCUUCCAAUCACAACUCAACAACAUUGGUAGAAGCUUCAUGCAACAGUUCUUCUACUAGCGCCAACAUGGAUCACAAAACGACCAUUCACGAAAACAGUGAAUGGUCACCUCUAGUCUUUUCAGAAGAGACAACACCCGUAACCAACACUUCUCCAUUCACAACUAGUUUAUUCGAAGAUCUUCCUCGAUUCAUUCAGACCAAGUCGAGGACAAAAUUGACACAACUCGAAGAUGACAUGCUGGGAUUGAUACUCACCUACUGCGAUAUUUCUCAAUUUGAGAGUUUGGCAUCGACAUGCCGAUUGUUUUACCACAAAUUUUCUCUGAGCUACAUGUUUCAAGAUGUUUUCACAAAAGUGACAAAACCUUCGAGGAGAAAUGUUUCAUCUAUACCUUCAGACCUGACACAUGUAAGCCCUUUCCUGAAACAAGUUCUACGCCAAAUGUAUCAUCCAGUGAUAUUUGUUCCACUUCGAUGCAUGCAAUUUAAUGCAUACACUCUCUUUAAGGACGCAAUUAUUGAUUAUUGGGUGAAAGAGUAUGGCUUUAGACGUUUAAAUGAUGCUGAGGUCGAGGUCGAUGUGGAUCUUUCCAAACCUAUUCCUUGGCUUGAUGAAUUGGAAAAGAUUAUUAACAGACCUCAAGAAUCGCUAUCUGCUCAAAAACAACAAGAAUCUACGGUCAUUAUUGAGACCAUUGAGAACAGUACUGGUAGUAGCAGUUUUGGUGGUGCUCGCAACACGGCCAAUUCCAAACCAUUUGUGAACGUUAUGGAACCUUCUCAAACAUUGUCAAGGGGAAGAAGAGGAAGUCAACAGGUGCAACAACGUACUGUUAGUAGUGACGACAGCAACAAGUCAAACACCACACAAACAAACAACACUGCAAAUAUUCUUCUCGAACGUUUAAAGACAAUUCUUGAGGUCAGAAAUUCUGCACCACUCUUCAAGUAUCAAACUGUGAGCAACAAGUUUACAGAUGCCAAUGAGAUAGAUGCCACAGAUACACAGAGAAAUGUUCUCAAUAAUAGUACUCGCCAUCUCAUUGUAGUCAAUCAUUGGAAAGCCUUUGACAAGUUUACACUUCAUAUUGACUUUCAGUUUCCCACUCAUGAACGCAAUUUCAGCUUUGUGGAAAUGCCUGAAAUUACUCUCUAUUAUCACAACUUUAGAUCACUCGAUGGUAAUCCAAGAAAGGACCUUAUUGAGAUCUCGUCAGGCUCUGUUUUCAAAGACGGUGUGAAUGGAAAGGUCUACCAAUUUGAUGCUUCGAAAGAGUCAUCAUCUUUACCCACUCAUCAACAUUCUGCCACUCCUCUCGAAUGCAAAAAUCAGUCGUCGUUGUCGACUAGUCACGCCUCAAUUCAUAACCGAUCGAUUCAUUCCCCCAAAUCUCGUUAUUCCAACAAUAACGCGCCUAACAACAACAACAAACCAUCCUCAGCAUCUCUUCAUUCCACCACUACCAUUUCCAAUGCUACCAUUUCCCAGACAACUGUCACCUCUCCCUCUCCUGCCAAUACUUCCAAUAAUCUAAGUAAUUCUAAUCCUCAGAGGUCUGCACCAUCACCACCAGCCAGCAAUCGAAAGUCGUCCCUCCUGCGUUGGUCUUUGAAAUCUUCAACCCCCAACAAUAAUCAAAGCGCUACAAGUGUCACGAAUAGUAACCCCACACAUUCCAUCGACAAUCGCAAAAGAGAUUUGGAAAUGAGGAAUGAGAUUGCUCAAAUUAUUAUGAACUCUUAUGAAACCUCGCAGCACUUUGAUUAUGAUGUUUCAAAGGUUUCUCGAAUGCUACUCUAUUUCAUUUUGCAUGAUUUCACUCCAAGAUUCUUUUCUGAUUACUUUUCUCCAAAGAUUGCCGCAUUGGAAUCCAAAACACAGCAAGCAAAAUUGCAACAUUUGAUGGACAAUUACGAAAAAACAGACCCUGAGCUUGCAAUGGACUUUUUAACAAUCAACAAGAACCAACUCAAGAGCUAUAGAAAUAAGAUGGUCAAGCGACAUACGCACCGAGUGGCUAAACAGCACACGGUUAAAGAUAAUUGUAUUUCACUGGUGAGAAAUCUUACCAAACUGAUGCCCUACGUGAAUUACAAUAGAUUGAGCUUGCAACAGAGAGAAGCUAUUUUGAGAACUUUUCUUCUCAAUCAUGUGAACCCAAACGAUUUUCUUGCAACGAGCGAUCAACUAUUCAUGAGCAGUUCAUUUUCUGGACUUCCAUCGCUCACAACAGAAAAACCUUUCCAUGUUCAGGUCAUGAAUAGAACAUGUCGCAUGAGAGACGAUCAACAUGCACUUCCAUUCUCUCGAUAUCUUGCAAACUUUAUUGAUUUUGAGGAACUUCAAUUACUGGGUGCCAUGAAUGCCUCUCCAGAAAUGCCCUUCUCUGUUUUUCAUAUUUAUUUCGAUGUUCUUUUUAAUGAGAAAAUUGCACACCAUUCGAUUGCUUCCGACUUUCCUCAACAUCCUGUCAACACAGACAAGAUUGUUAUUCAGAGACAUAUUUUAGAAAUACCAACAGAGUUUUCUUUGCGAUGGACAACCUAUCAAACACCCAAAGAAUCCAAAGAUACUUCUAAUCUGAGUACAGCAUCUUCGAGAUCGGUGUGGAAUCCUUUGUGGAAGUUUAUAUCCCUCUUCACAUUUUGCUCUUGUACUUCAGCUUAA